Nothoprocta perdicaria is the source of this 420-nucleotide messenger RNA. RefSeq names its product migration and invasion enhancer 1 (gene MIEN1). Bases 1 to 366 code for a protein of 121 amino acids. The record is from RefSeq and is a predicted model, not a curated record. NCBI's taxonomy places the organism in Eukaryota, Metazoa, Chordata, Aves, Tinamiformes, Tinamidae. Gene Ontology annotation, biological process: positive regulation of filopodium assembly; negative regulation of apoptotic process. The transcript is spliced from 4 exons.
AUGAGCGGCGGGAGCGAGACCGGGAGCGGAACCGGAACCGGAACCGGGGAGGCGGCGGCAGCCGGGGCCGACCCGGAGCGGACGGUCCGCAUCGUGGUGGUGUAUUGCGAGCCGUGCGGCUUCGCGGCCGCCUACGAGGAGCUGGCGAGCGCCGUGCGGGACGAGUUCCCCGACGUGGCCGUCGAGCACCGCCUCGGCCCCACCGGUGCUUUUGAGAUCGAAAUCAACGGGCAGCUGGUGUUCUCCAAGCUGGAGAACGGAGGCUUUCCCUACGAGAAGGACCUCCUGGACGCCAUCCGCCGGGCGCGCGCCGGGGAGCCGCUCCAGCCCAUCACCAACAGCCGCCCGCCCUGCGCCAUCCUCUAGCCGGAGCAUCCCGCGGGACGUCCCGCGGCGCCGGGGCUCCGUCCCGCCGGCCCU